This is a messenger RNA of Otolemur garnettii (small-eared galago), 1620 nucleotides long. It is a transcript of the gene NEIL2, whose product is annotated as nei like DNA glycosylase 2. Gene Ontology annotation, biological process: base-excision repair. The record is from RefSeq and is a predicted model, not a curated record. Gene Ontology annotation, molecular function: DNA N-glycosylase activity; zinc ion binding; DNA-(apurinic or apyrimidinic site) endonuclease activity. The coding region runs from base 52 to 1038 and encodes 328 amino acids. Lineage: Eukaryota; Metazoa; Chordata; Mammalia; Primates; Galagidae. Gene Ontology annotation, cellular component: nucleus. The transcript has 5 exons.
UUCCCCGCGUUUGUGCCCGCAGCGCCGCGCGCCCAGCUGAGCUGAGCCGAGAUGCCAGAAGGGCCGUCUGUGAGGAAGUUUCACCAUUUGGUAUCCCCCUUUGUGGGCCAGCAGGUAGUCAAGACAGGGGGCAGCAGUAAGAAGUUCUGCCCUACUGGCCUCCAGGCACUGUGGCUCCAGGACACCCAGGUCCAUGGGAAGAAGUUAUACCUUAGAUUUGAUCCAGAUGAAGUGGGGCCCCCUGGUAACAACAACCCACUGCCAGAGCAUCCACAAAAAGGAGCACAGAGGGAAGAGGCCUUGGGGUCCAGCAGACAGGGGACCUGUGAUGAGGCCUUACAUUCUUCAGAACUUGUUGCUCCCCAGGGAGCUGAUGGCUCCGACUGUCUGAGAAGAGACCCCCCUGCAGAAGGACCUGAGAGGUGGCUGCAGAUCCGCUUUGGUUUAUUUGGCAGUGUUUGGGCCAACGAGUUCUCUAGAGCAAAGAAAGCCAACAAGAAAGGUGACUGGCAGGAUCCCAGUCCAAGGUUGGUCCUGCAUUUUGGUGCCGGUGGCUUCCUGGCAUUUUAUAACUGUCAGAUGGCUUGGCGCUCUUCCCCGGUAGUUGAACCCACCUGUGACAUCUUGUCUGAUGAGUUCCAUCGAGGACAAGCUUUGGAAGCCUUGGGCCAGGCCCGGCCUGUGUGCUAUACACUGUUGGACCAGAGAUACUUCUCAGGGUUAGGGAACAUCAUUAAGAAUGAAGCCUUGUACAGAGCUGGGAUCCACCCGCUGGCUCUGGGUUCGCUCCUGAGUCCUUCGCGUCUCGAGGCUCUGGUGGACUAUGUGGUAGAGUUCAGUACAGGCUGGCUUCAGGGCAAGUUGCAAGGCAUAUCCCAGCACAAACAGAUCUACCAGAAAGAACAUUGCCCUGCUGGGCACCAGGUCAUGAAGGAGGCACUUGGGCCCCCCGGCAGGUUCCAGAGGCUCACCUGGUGGUGCCCGCAUUGCCAGCCCCAGUUGUCCAUUGAGAAGCCAGAGGAGUCCCAGCUCUCCUAAGGCAUUCAGGACCCUCUUCAGGGAAUCUUGCCUUCUGGGGACUUGAUGCCUGAGUGUGUAGAGAGGAGGGGGCGUUGGGGCGUUGAUAUUGUUCAUAUUCAUCUCACUGGAGUUGUGUCUGAGCAGGAUUCUCAGAAGGUUAGAUGUUUUCCUUUUCUAGUUCAGUUAAUUCUUCCUGUCCGAUUCUGUCAUUGUGAAAGAUGAGAAGAACCAUGACCCGAGGUGAGGGAAAAAGCUCCUGUGACAGGACAGGGAAAACGAGAGCUUGUCGGAGAAUGCUUUGCUUCCAACAGUGCUUUGCAGAUGUUGUGUUUUAUUUCUGAAACUCCGAGGAAUAGGAAAGUGGGGUUUUCUUUCCUUGUUUCCCCUCGGAUCUGCUGAUUAGAGUUUAGCUCCUGCCUGGGUGCUCCCCCUGGGACAGGGGCACCAAGGGGCGGAGAGCUGGCUGCCUUCCUGGUGUAACCAGUGGCCUUUAUAGAAAAACUACUUGUUUAGUCCUUAAGCUGAUAUAUUUGUGUUCGUAAUAUGUUGAACAAUUCAGAAGUUAAGGGUUGUAGGGAGACACUACCUCAUGUUGGCAAC